This is a messenger RNA of Bursaphelenchus xylophilus (pine wood nematode), 1210 nucleotides long. NCBI's taxonomy places the organism in Eukaryota, Metazoa, Nematoda, Chromadorea, Rhabditida, Aphelenchoididae. The record is from the annotation of a GenBank genome assembly.
AUGUCUUCUCUGUUGGGAGUAGGAAGGAGCCUUGGCCGUGGACUAGUCCAGCAAAAAAGAAAUGCCAGUCAGGUAAUCAAGGUUCGUGAUGCCAUCAAUGCCGCUCUGGAUGAGGAAAUGACCAGAGAUCACAAUGUUUUUCUUAUGGGAGAGGAGGUUGCCCAGUAUGAGGGCGCAUACAAGGUAUGUAUACAUUGUUAAUGAAAAUUUCCUAGUAUAGGUUAGUAAAGGUCUUUGGAAGAAGUAUGGAGAUAACCGUGUGGUGGAUACUCCAAUUACAGAGAUGGGCUUCACAGGUAUCGCGGUUGGAGCAGCCUUUGCCGGACUUCGUCCUAUUUGCGAGUUCAUGACUUUCAACUUUGCCAUGCAAUCCAUUGACCAGAUUAUUAACAGUGCUGCCAAAACGUUCUACAUGUCUGCUGGAAGAGUGAGUCUACCAUAUCCUUCCUUAUUCUAUUUUUUAGGUUCCCGUCCCAAUUGUGUUCCGUGGCCCCAAUGGUUGUGCUGCUGGUGUUGCGGCGCAGCACAGUCAAGACUACUCGGCUUGGUAUGCUCAUUGCCCGGGACUGAAGGUUGUGGCCCCAUACAACUCUGAGGAUGCGAAAGGUCUUCUGAAGUCAGCCAUAAGGGAUGACAAUCCAGGUAACACUGGGUUCAUUGGUUUAUUCUAAAUGUUUAGUCGUCGUUCUCGAAGAUGAAAUCCUGUACGGUGUGGGCUUUGAGAUGUCGGAAGAGGCUCAACGAGAUGAUUUCUUGAUCCCAAUCGGGAAGGCAAAGAUUGAGAGAAGUGGAGAUCACGUUACGCUGGUUGCCUACUCGAUUGCUGUGAAGCAUGCUUUGGAUGCGGCGGAAGAACUGGCUAAGAUCGGUGUCAGUGCUGAGGUAAACUUAUCUAUUUCAUACUUGAAAUUUAGUCUAGGUAAUAAAUCUCCGUUCACUCCGUCCACUGGAUUUUGAAACGAUCCGUCAAUCGGUAUUCAAGACCCACCAUUUGGUUACCGUCGAAACUGGGUGGCCCUUUGCUGGAAUUGGAGCUGAGAUUGUCGCCCAGGCCAACGAAACCGACGUGUUUGACCACCUGGAUGCACCCGUUUACCGAGUUACUGGAGUAGAUAUCCCAAUGCCUUAUGCCGUUUCUCUGGAAGCCGCUGCCCUUCCCAACGCUCAGCAUGUCGUGAAAACAGUCAAGAAAUCUCUUCACAUCGCCUGA